AUUGAUGGUAGAUACUGGGACUUGCUGGGCAUAAUACAAACUUUUAGGCUAGUAACUACAGUGACCUAGAAAAGAUGCGAAAUUUCCUUCUGAGACUUGCUGGCCGACUGGAGAGUUCGCCGAAUGGUGCAUGAGGACCGCUGUCACGACUUACGUUCCGAGUUUUGCGUCCCAGCGCCCUUUUCUACCCCGAGGGACCACACUCCCGGACGGACCCCGUGAAGCCGUCUCUGGAAAACCUUGACCGAGUCUUUGUGCGAGCGUCAUCGCUCGUGCUCGAAGAGCGGGGGCGCGCCUCGACCUGCGAAGCGCUCGAUAACAUUUAGUGGACUGCAUCACCAGCAGUGUCGCCUUCCUACAACCUCGGACUCCUUCCGUUUUUGUCGAGGUACCACGUUUGUCUUCCAACGCGCACUCCUAGCUCGAUCUGCGUGUCAGCAACAGUGCUUUCGAGAAGCAGUCGACUCGUGAAGUGCUAGUGACUGUGAUAUAAUUUUCGCCGCCGAUUCGGCACAUCACACUGCGGCAAGUCGCGCCAGUGACUGCGAUACAAUUUUCGCCGUCGAUUCGGUACAUCAUACGUCAGCAUAGCACGCUGCGGCAAAAUGGAUCGGCAAAAGUGCGGGAGGACUGUCACAAUAGGCGUCUUCUUGAUCCCGGUCAUCAGUGUUCUCGUUGUUCUUGCGAGGGACCAUGCACACAGAUGGGCUAAGGCAAGAAGGAACAGUUAUCAUUAGCCGAAGAUGUUUCGUCAGACUGUAGCUGUUUCAGUAAUGAAGAUCGUCACAUCCCGCAAUCGUAGCAAUAAUGAAGAUCACCAGGAGCGCCUUACCUCCUGUAUUUGUAUCAAUAUGCAAAUUUAACCUUGUGAAGUUUGCUCCAAGAAUAGUUUCGUUACCAUUCCUACAUGCUGCUCUAAUUUUGAAUGGGAAAUUUUUCCAUCUGGUGGCGAUGUUAUCCCAGACGAAGCAGAGACGAGACAACAUGGAGAGGAGUUCCACGAUGAAAAAAAGAGUGUCGAUGUCGUCGGCGAUGCCCCGAUAGUAUCUCCAUCGAGCUUUGUGGCGUCGACGGAAACUGCGACCACGACGGAGGAUCCGGAGGUGAAGGUAGAUACUCAAUCAUGAAUACUACAGCGCCAACAAUAAGUUUUCAGAAUCAAAGUCUAGUCUCUUACUAGUGCAGUCCGUCGAGGUACAGAAGACGGACGUUUCUACCUUUUGCUGAAAAAAGGGGGUGGGUUUUACAAUGUUGUUCUUGUUUACGAAAAACAUCGUCAUCAUAGGCGCGUGCACUCGAGGACAGGAAAGCUGGGUUGGCGGAGCUCCGUCCCAGCCUGACAUUUUUUUCUCACGAUUUUUUUGCCAGCAAGACGCUGAGGAAAAAGGCACUCUUUCCAGACUUGAAGCCCAGAACAGAGGACCUGUCGGAAAAGUGCCGCUUUCCUACACUUGUGUCGAUGUGGGCGAGAACUUAUCGGAAUGCUAUUCGGAAAAUUUACCCCGAUGAUGGCGAACUAUGGAAAGGCCGGAUGGAAAGGCGUGAGCAGCUUAACGAAUGGCGACAUAUAUAUUCAUACGUAUUGAGCAUAUAGGGUUAACCUCAACCUUCACCUUAUUGAGCAUAAAUUCAUGUGUGAUAUUUUUAUAUGCUAUGUGUAACUCGUCCCUUAUGCUUGUGUGAGCAGUACAGACCAAAUGGUGUAUAAUCAUUCGGGAUGGAGCCAUAUUUUAUGAGGAAUUUUGAAUCUAGGACAGACUUUCAUCAUACAAGAUCCUUGUUGGAUUGCACUGCAGGUUUAAAUUUAUCAACCGACAGAAAUCGCAAGCGAAUGAUGAAGACUGGAAGCAUUAUUACGAGACGCUGUUUUUGGAAUACACCGAGCAGGUGAAUUCGGCAUCGUCGAAAAUAGAAUUGCCGACGGCGAGCACCGAUGAUGCCGCUCUGCAGCUCUUUGAGAAUCGUGCGACGCUAAAGGAUUUAUGAAAAUCGGUAGGUGUCUAAUUUUGUCCCGCAAAUCGGGUCUUCAGCGCCACCGCACCCCUGGUUAUGUGUGCACCACUUGAUUUUUUCUAGAGACUUCGUUAGAAAUAACGAUGUAGACAAUUAGAGAAUGACUUCUAAUAAUCUCUAAUGUCUGACCUCAUUCGUAUGGCGAAUACCGCGGGUUACCUUGCGGAGUUGCUAAUAGAGGGCGCGGAAAACAAGCCAUGGAACAGGCUGCAGUAUAGUGCGGAUCCGGAACGGUCAUCAACUAAGACCGUCUUUGGGUAUUUCCGUAAGGAGUCGAGUUCUACAACUAUUCCGCUUUUACGAUACGAAGACGCAGAAAAGGACAUUCAGGUAUUGUCUUACUUGGUCCGAAACACGAUAAAAGACAUGAAUUUUCUACGCUUUAGUAGGAUAAUCUAUUUUCAUCUGUUAUUCAUCAAGUCAUUGUCUGGGUUGUAAAAAAUACCCCUUGAAAACAAGGACAUAAUCAUGUAAAGUUGAAGAUGAAGUAUGAUUUUUUGCUUCGGUAGAUCACGUUCUGCUCAAGGCCCCACUGUAUAUCUUUCUCCUACUUCUACAGAUUCCUCCUCUAUGUACAGGAAGUGGUUACAACAACACAAUCUUUUCACAGGAACUGCAAGCGGAGUGCACCCCGUCGGGGAAGGCAGACACGCACAGUACGCCGGCAGAGAGGCAGUUGCAGCUCCUCAGCACCCCGGCACUUUCCGACGUACAUGAAAAGGUACAGAAACUAAAGUCUAGUCUUUGUUUAGUAACGCAGUGUAAAGAAAUGCUGAAGAUGAGCAAUUGUCCUUCUUGGUAAGAGCAGUCUUAUCAGGAGCGAAAUGAGGAAUGAAGUAUUGGAAGAAGCACAACUUGCUAAUUAAAAUCUUUUAUACCCCCCGAAUGGGUACAUUACUUCGGAUUUGACUACAAUCAACAAUCAUCUUCUAGGUGACUGCAGAGAAUACGAGGAAAGUUGGGCUGGCGGAGCUCCGUCCCAGCCUGACAUUUUUUUCUGACGCUUUUUUUAGCAAGGAGAACCUAAGAAAAUUGUCGCUAUUUCCAGACUUGACGUCUAACACAGACGACCCGUCGGGAAAGUGCUGGUUUCCUACACUCGUGGCGAUGUGGGCGAAAACACUUCGGGGUGCUAUUCGGAAGAUUUACCCCGAUGAUCCAAAUCGAACUAUCAUCGACGACCCGACUAGGCGCCGCGAGCUUAGCGAGCUGCGUGCAGAUCUGAUAUGGGUACUAUUCAGGUCUGUAAUAACAUUCUGGUAAACUACAUUCUCCUACGAGCGUAGAUGAAAAAAUGAAUACGCAUGAUGAGCAACGCGGUGAAAUACUAGUCGAGGAGAAAUGUUGAUGCGAAGACACACUCGCCACAUUCUAAAUUUUCUUUGGGCUUCACUCGGGAUCGAACAUAUCCACCGACAGGUAUCGAAGGCAACUGAUGAAGACAGGAAGCUGUACUACGAGACCUCGUUUUUGGAGUACACCGAAAAGGUACAUUUGGCGGUAAAGCAGCUGCCAGCGGAGCUGGAUCAACAGGUAGAUGAGACGACGCUGGAGGGGCUUCGUAGCUUAUGAGUGACACUUUUUAUUUUUGCGUCCUUUACAAAAAAUGCAAUUUAAGCUGUUAGUGAGUAUCCCUCUUUGCUUUUUCGCUUCUCUUGGGUUGGUCGAUACUUGGCCUAUCUGAUUUAGAUAUGGGAGUGGCAUGGCCAGGGGAAGAUAGAUCUUGAAGGGCGAGUCAGAAGGACUACACUGGAAGAUGUCUAUGUAAGACUGUUGUUUUUUCAUCUCUAAUGCGUCAAUUCACGAGUAUAGCGAACGACGCGGGGUACCUUGUGAGUUUGGAAAUGGAGGGAGAGGAGCCGAGUUAUACAGACAUGAUCCCCCUUUUUCGAUUAUACGAAAGCGCAACACAGGAUAUUCAGGUAUUGUCUUAAUUGGUUCGCAAUACGAUCACCGGCAAGUCUCAGUCGUUGAAUAGAGCAGAGUAGUUUCUGUGAUUCAAAUCAAGAUCUGUGUGAACAACGAGUCUUGUGGAGCAAUGUACUGUAAUAUAACUUGCUUCGUUAUGAAUCAAACUGACUUUUUUCUCUAGUGUCUGUUGUUGGUUCUUCCUCUCCUUUCCAUCCCUCGGAUAUUUACGGCUAGUGGAUUUGUUUCUGUACGCUAUCACAGAACGGACUGAAAGCGUUUUGCCCCUGGUCGGGGACAACUGAAGACACGCACAGGGAAGCGGCAGCGGAUCAGUUGGAGCGCCUCCUGCCUGGACACGCCACGCGGAAUAGCCAUAGUAAAGUCGAAACACUGGAACAACGGGUAGAUAAGCUGUUUAAGCGAUCCGAGGUAUCACAGCUUGCUAUGUAUGUUUGUUCGCCACUCGUCAUGGCCUGAAAGAUUCAAUUUGCUUCAUGGGGCGGAUUAGCUGAUCCCUGUGUCUGAUGCCCUGGUCGAGAUCCCCUAACUGAGGUUUUGUGGCUCAGAAGCCGUAUCCAUCUUGUUGAAUCUCAUUUUUCUUCCAGGUUAAGGUGGACAUAUCGACCCUCCUGGCCACAGUUGCGGAACAAGAUCAGAAAUUGAAGAGCUUUUGCGACUUUGCAAGCAAAACUUUUGGGAGUGGAACCGCCCUUGAUGUAAUGUUUUUUGACGAUCUUUGACUGUGGUCUUCUCAACAGCAUCUCAUCAUUCAUAGUAGUUAUCCUCGUCAUGCUGUCCAUUCUUGUGCUUCUCUGCUAACUACGUGCUUGACGCUUCCUCAGGAACUCGUCGGAUACGGACGCGGCAGGUCGCAAGGAGAUUGGCUUGACGACGAUUUUUGUCCUGAGGAAGAAACGCGUGGGUCUGCGGCUGGCAAUGCCGUAAGUAAAAGACAGGCACCGCGAUCCUGGAGAAUGUGGUGCAUUGCGAAAAUCUGCGCGAAGUACCUGCAACGGGGUGACGCUUUGGAGGAGGGCCUAAAGAGCGCAAAGAACCAUAUAGAGUUAAGAGAGGUCGAUUGAUAUUGAUUGAGUGUUAAGUGAAUGUCCCUCGACGUCUACUUGUAACAUAAUCCUUAGAGCUUCCCUCAAUGGGAAAGUGGUCACGUCUAAUCGAAAAGAGUACAUCGCUGCCUCAAGGAGCAGGUGCCGGGCGGGGUGGAGCCGCGUAGCCGAUCACGCAUAAGGGAUAAUCCUCGUCUUUUGGUGCAAGGACCACAUGAAGAUUGAUUAGCCGCAGAAAUGCUGAAGAGAAUGUGUCUGCGAAUGUCCAUCCAUGAAGGAAAAG
Molecule: messenger RNA, 5271 nt
Organism: Amoebophrya sp. A25
Lineage: Eukaryota; Dinophyceae; Syndiniales; Amoebophryaceae
Source: the annotation of a GenBank genome assembly